Molecule: messenger RNA, 831 nt
Organism: Penicillium manginii
Lineage: Eukaryota; Fungi; Ascomycota; Eurotiomycetes; Eurotiales; Aspergillaceae
Exons: 1
Coding region: 1-831 (276 amino acids)
Source: RefSeq, a predicted model, not a curated record
AUGUGGAUAGAUUUCCCUACGGGACUCUUUCGCCCAAUGAUCUCUGACACUACUGGCAAAUUCCUUCAUCGGGUCCGCUUUGAAGUUGAGGGAUUCACUUGCGAAUUUCCUUCCAAAAUAAUCAGCGACUUUUUGCUGGCUGAAUAUCAGUUUAGAGUUGUUCUUCAACUCAAAAAUGGUGUUAAAGAAGACAGCGAGAAUGAAGGAAUGCGCAAUGAAAUGAAUACCAAAUACGUUCAGUGCGAAAGAAACCUAUAUUUCAAAGAUUUCGCUCUACCUCCUGCAACACUUGACUAUAUGCGCAGAUUCGCUAUGAAGGAUUACAGAUGGUAUCUCCGCAAGACUCUUACUAGUCACUGUGUUCUCAUUGGUGGUUGUUGCGGUCAAAACUGUGGUUGCUGCGAAAAGCGUGCAGGUCACCUAAACCUAAAAGGCAUAAAUGGUCACUGUACAUGGGCCUGUCGUUGCUGUUUAGAGAGGAAAGGAUUCAGUUUCAAAAAUUACGACGGUGAGAGCUUUGAACAGCAGUACAAGGACGAACUCGAGAGCGAUAAUCCAGUUCUUCUGCUUCGAAUAGCAGAUGGUUAUUUCGGCAAUCCUAGAACACAACCACGUUUGAAUCCGGAAUACAAUAGUGAUUCUGCGGAUAACGCGCAAUCUACUCUCCAAGAUGCAAGUGCAAAUGAUGAUGCAAAGACCAUGGAUCAGAGGGAAAUCCAAGACAGUGCCACAUGUAUAAUUUCCGAUCCCUUUCCACCGCCAUAUAAGGAGAUAGCGAAAGAUGAUGGGAAGAGGAAACAAAGGCGAACCUGGUUGUGGAAGAAGCUUUGA